AUGUUCCGUAUCGCCCCCACUCUUACGCGCCUUCCCCGACUAACCCGAGCACUCUCCUCUGAAGUCUCUUUCGCCCUGAGCGAAGAACAGCAUGCUAUCCAAGAUCUGGCACGCAAGUUCACGAGGGAGGAGAUCGUGCCCCUGGCGGCGGAGUAUGAUCGAUCUAUGGCCUACCCUUGGCCUAUAAUCGAGAAAGCGCACGAAACGGGCUUGUUGAACCUCCACGUUCCUGAGAAGUACGGCGGACCCGGGCUGUCACUACUCAGCUGUGCGCUCGUUUCCGAGGAGAUCGCCUACGGGUGCACUGGCAUGCAGACGGCGAUGGAAGCGAUCGGACUUGCCGAAGCGCCCGUCAUCGUGGCCGGCAACGAAGAGCAAAUACAAAAGUACCUGGGCCGGAUGACCGAAGCGCCGCUCGUUGCUGCCUACGGUGUGACAGAGCCCGAUGCAGGGUCGGACGUCGCUGGCAUCAGGACGACUGCGAAGAAGGUGGGGGAGAACUGGGUGCUCAACGGGACGAAGAUGUGGAUCACUAAUGCCGGCCAUGCGAAUUGGUUCUUCGUGCUGGCGAAGAGUGAUGCCAGUGCAAAACCGAGCCAGGGCAUGACUGGGUUCAUCGUUGACGCCGAUACUCCGGGGAUACACUUGGGGAAGAAGGAGAUAAACAUGGGUCAGCGUUGUUCGGACACUAGGAUGGUCACGUUCGAGGAGGUGGUUGUACCCCCCCAGAAUGUACUGGGGAAGGAAGGCGAGGGGUUCAAGAUCGCCAUGAAGGCGUUUGAUAUCACCCGCCCGUUGGUGAGCAGUGCUGCUGUAGGUUUGGCACAAAGAGCGCUGGAGGAAGCGGUCAAGUAUGCCCAGGGUCGUAAGACGAUGGGCAAACCGAUCAUCGAACAUCAGGCAGUGGCGUUCAUCCUUGCGGAUAUGGCGAUCCAGACAGAGGCAGCGAGGAACCUGGUCUGGAAAUCCGCUUGGACGAAGGAUGCAGGGUUGCCUAACACCUUCUACGCAUCCAUCGCGAAAACGUUCGCCUCUCGGACUGCGGUAGAGAACGCCAACCAAGCCGUGCAAGUGUUCGGCGGAGCCGGGUUCAACACCGAGUACCCCGUGGAGAAGCUGUAUAGGGACAGCAAGAUCUUCGAGCUGUAUGAGGGGACGAGUCAGAUCCAGAGGCUGGUCAUCUCCAGGAGCUUGGCGGGGUUGUAUCCUGCCGAGUAGAGCGUGAAGGGGAGAUGAUUCAGGAAGGAUCGAGGCGCUUGGGCACAGUGUACUCAUAGAAAGACCAAAAAAUGCAACCAUAAG
Dacryopinax primogenitus is the source of this 1302-nucleotide messenger RNA. Its product is annotated as acyl-CoA dehydrogenase NM domain-like protein. Gene Ontology annotation, molecular function: flavin adenine dinucleotide binding; medium-chain fatty acyl-CoA dehydrogenase activity. Gene Ontology annotation, cellular component: mitochondrion. The record is from RefSeq and is a predicted model, not a curated record. Gene Ontology annotation, biological process: fatty acid beta-oxidation; medium-chain fatty acid catabolic process. The transcript is spliced from 6 exons. Lineage: Eukaryota; Fungi; Basidiomycota; Dacrymycetes; Dacrymycetales; Dacrymycetaceae. The coding region runs from base 1 to 1218 and encodes 405 amino acids.